Messenger RNA from Nicotiana tabacum (common tobacco), 666 nucleotides. The record is from RefSeq and is a predicted model, not a curated record. NCBI's taxonomy places the organism in Eukaryota, Viridiplantae, Streptophyta, Magnoliopsida, Solanales, Solanaceae.
AUGGCUAGGAAGAAAAUCAAGAUGGCUAGGUUGGUCGAUGAGCGCAGAAGAUCAGUUGUUCUUCAAGAAAGGAUGGAAACUUUAUUUAAGAAAGCAGAUGAGCUAUCCAUUUUGUGUGGUGUAGAAAUUGGUAUUGUUGUUUUUAGAACUGAUAAAAUAAAUAAUGAAUCUGUGUGGCCAUCAAGAGACAAAUUUAAACAACUCUUGCUGAGGUUUUUAGAUAAACCACUGGUAGAGAGGCUUAAGAAGUUGACAACACACGAAAAGUUUCUCAGGAAAGAGAUGGAGAAGAAUGUGAGAAAAAUUGAUCAGCAGAAAGUUGAAGAAAAGGAAAUGGAACAACUAUUUAAGCAGUUAUAUCUUGGGGAAAAGACUAUCUUUGAACUGGAUAAAAGACAACUUAUAGGUGUUGGCAACUUGGCUAUGAAAGCGAAAGAGAAGGCUGUUGAAAGGAGAAUACGACUCAAGUUACAAGAUCGUGUUUGGUUACCAAUUGAUCACAUACCACUUCGAGUGGCUCCACUUAAUGUACAAGAUCAAUGUCUUCAGUUACUUGUUGAUGAUCCUUUGGCACUUCGAUUGGCUCCACUUAACGUACAAGAUCAACGUCUUCAGUUACUUGUUGAUGAUCCUUUAGCACUUCGAUUGGCUCCUCCCGGGAAUUAA